Messenger RNA from Amorphotheca resinae ATCC 22711, 756 nucleotides. RefSeq lists its product as hypothetical. The transcript is spliced from 2 exons. The record is from RefSeq and is a predicted model, not a curated record. Lineage: Eukaryota; Fungi; Ascomycota; Leotiomycetes; Helotiales; Amorphothecaceae. Bases 1 to 756 code for a protein of 251 amino acids.
AUGUCUCUCACCACCGCGAUCCCCCGGUUCCUGCUGCCUCAGAGGGGCCUGAUAUGGCGGACACGUCUCGCAGCACCGUCUGCCACCCCUCUGAACGUUCGCCAUGCCUCGAAGAAAACCCCCGCCAAAAAGCCCUCCAAACCCCUGGUCCUCGAAAAGCCUGCCAAAUUCAAUCCUCCAUCGCAUCCAGCAAGGCUACGAAAAGAUCCUCCCAGGUAUCCUGGGCCCCAAUUGUCCCCCGCAGAGCAGGCAAUACAGAAGACAAAGAAAUACCCAAACAUGAUGCCUCCUGAGGGGACGUUCCUGCAUUGGUUCAUAAAUAAUAGGGCUAUACAUAUGUACAUUGCUCUUGGCACACUCUUCACUCUAGCAUCAGUAGUGUUCUUCACGAAUUUCCAGCGCACCAAUCCUUUUGCCGAUAUGAUGCCUCCUUGGACCCAUUUUUUCAUACAUCCCAUAAGCUUUUGGCAAACGUGGAUUGAGAUCUUACGUCUCAAUACGGCACGCAUGACUGCGGAAACCCAGGAGAAAAGGACACAGAAGGUGGAGGAUGUUCAGAAGAGGGCUGAGUAUAGGAAGGCUCAUGGACUGGACAAGGAUGAAGGCUUUGGGGGUUGGACUGCUAAGACAGAUAAGGAGCUUAUUGGUCCUGCAAUCCCAUUAGGAGACGCAACGGGGAAAGAGGGUGAGCCAGCAGAGGAGCAAGUGGCCGGGGGAAAGAAGCCGCCUGUGCGAAAGUGGUUGGGGAUCUGGUAA